Molecule: messenger RNA, 1963 nt
Organism: Theobroma umbraticum
Lineage: Eukaryota; Viridiplantae; Streptophyta; Magnoliopsida; Malvales; Malvaceae
Product: Sec14p-like phosphatidylinositol transfer family protein
Molecular function (GO): lipid binding
Source: RefSeq, a predicted model, not a curated record
GGCUCUCCUCUGCGGUGGAUCCAGACAAGUUACCGUUGCUGGGUCCCCAUUUUUCUGAUUGUCUGAAUGUUUCUUUCAAAAACGUAUAACCGUUGCAGCUCCCCCACUUUUCUUUCUCUUCAAAACAACUAAUACAGCAAGCAAGCAGCCAUCCAUUGCAGCAGCACGAGAAGAGAAAAAAGAAAAGAAUUUGAAGCUAAAUCCAAAUUUAAAGGUGUGGGUUUUGCUUUCUCUUUUCUUUUAAGUUACCUUUUACGUUUUCCUCUUCAGGUUUGUUUCAGCAGCUUGGUUAUUUAUACAUAGCAAGUCAUGGUUGUUGAGGUUAAAGUUGAUGAAACCCAGGCGGGUCAGGUUUUUGUCACUGAAGAAGAGCCCAAGAAGGUUGCACAAGAUAAUGGGAAAGUUGUUGACAGUGAAAUAGAUGAUUCCAAGCCCAAGACAGUUGAGAAGAGCUCUUCCUAUAGGGAGGAGAGCAAUUUCCUGUCUGAUCUCAAAGAGUUUGAGAAGAAGGCUUUGAGUGAACUGAAAUCGAAGCUCGAAGAAGCCAUUCUUGGAAAUAGCUUGUUAAGGAAACAAGAGCCAGAAAAGGAUGAGAAGCCCAGUGAUGAGAAGGAAGAGAAGGAAAAAGAAGUAGCAGAGGAGAAAGAGAAAGAAGAGGAGGCAAAAGGAGGAGAAGAAGGCGAAAGCCCGGUGGGAGAAGAGGAAGCAAAACCAGAAGGAGGUGAGGAGGAGAAAACAGCCCAAGAAUGUGAAGAGAAGAAAUCUGACGAACAAGGCAUAGAAAUCAAAAAGGAUGUUUCCAUUUGGGGAGUCCCUCUUUUACCUUGCAAAGGCGGAGAGGCUACUGAUGUAGUCUUGUUGAAGUUCUUGAGAGCUAGAGAGUUCAAGGUCAAUGAUGCCUUCGAGAUGCUUAAAAAUACCCUGCAAUGGCGGAAGGGUGGCAACAUCGAUUCAAUCUUGGACGAGGACUUUGGGGCUGGUCUAGGCUCCGCCGCUUACAUGAAUGGCAUUGAUAAAGAGGGCCAUCCCGUUUGUUACAACAUCUAUGGAGCGUUCGAGAAUGAGGAGCUUUAUAAGAAGACAUUUGGGACAGAAGAGAAGCGCGGGCAGUUCUUGAGAUGGAGGUUUCAGCUGAUGGAGAAGGGCAUUCAGAAGCUUGAUUUGAGGCCUGGUGGUGUCACUUGUUUGCUUCAAAUCAAUGAUCUCAAGAAUUCGCCAGGGCCCUCAAGGAAAGAGCUAAGGGUUUCCAUGAAGCAAGCUGUUGGAGCCUUACAGGACAAUUAUCCUGAGUUUGUGGCAAGGAAUAUAUUUAUAAAUGUUCCAUUCUGGUACUAUGCCCUCAAUGCCCUGCUAUCUCCUUUCUUAACACAAAGGACUAAGAGCAAGUUUGUGGUGGCUCGCCCGGCCAAGGUCACCGAAACCCUUCUCAAGUACAUUCCUGCCGAGGAUGUCCCCGUACAGUAUGGUGGGUUCAAGAAGGAAAAUGAGUUUGAGUUCUGUGGCCAAGAUGCCACUGUUACAGAAAUCAUUGUCAAGGCUGGAUCAACCAAGACCAUUGAGAUACCUGCUGAUGAGGUUGGAAGCACAUCAAUUUGGGAGCUGAUAGUUUUGGGUUGGGAAGUAAAUUACAAGGCUGAGUUUGUACCAUCAGACGAGGGAUCUUACACUAUCAUCGUCCAGAAGAGCAAGAAGAUAUCAGUGUCACAGUCGCAGGAAGGCCCCAUCGGCAACACCUUCAGGAACAAUGAACCAGGGAAGCUGGUCCUCACUAUUGAGAACACUUCCAGCAAGAAGAAGAGAGUUCUUUACCGCUACAAGACCAAAAAGAGCUCACCCUUUUGAAGACAAAUCUCAUUUGCAUUUUGCUUCCUUUCCAUUCUCUUGGUUUGUGAGAGAAACUUGGAGAGAUUAUUUCUUAUUAUAUUCUUUUCAGAUAGUGAGAGACUACUAAAGCUUCAUUCUU